AUGCUAAUUAUAAUAUCAAUUUUAAUUUCCACAAUUUCUUGUGCCCCAGCACUUCCAGCAUUGAAUAUUUUAAGUGAUCCACAAGGACCAUUAUUGACAGAAUAUAUUAAUGCAAUUACAGCCUAUGGACCAGGAUUGGGAGUUUAUAGUUAGUUAUUUUUCAAAAAAUUUAGAAAUAUUUCUAAUUCGAAAAAUUGCAGCACCGUAUAGUUACGUGGAUGUUUCCUAUGAUAACAUUCCGUUUAUUGGAAAAGUUCCACUAAUUGGAAAAGAUGGAACAUCUUCGCGUUUAGGAGUUUCGCCAUUUUAUCCACCAGGUGGAAAUCCAAGUAACCCAUGGCCACCACUUUAUAAGUUAGUUUUUAGAAAUAGAAAACCAAUAAUCUAUGUUAAAAUAUUUGAGAGCCCGUCCACUUCCAAUGCAUGUUCCUGAACCACAAGAUGUUGUUGCUGUUCCACUUGAUGAAGAGGCUCUUCAUGGUGAACCAUUAUUCCCACCAGAAUUGACACUUCCAAGUGAACAAGCAGCAAUCGAGGAAGCGGCCAAGAAAGAAUUGCUCAAAGAAACUGAUAAACCAAAUGAUCCUUUUAGUGGAACUAAUUUAGAUUUGGCAAAUGAAAAUGAAGAAGAAACACAUGGCGAAUUUGUGAAUUGGCCAGCGAUUAGUGAAUCAGUUUCAGAAGGAGUUGAAAGUGACGAGAAAAAUACUAUUAUUGGUGAGUUAGGUGAACUAAAUAUAUUAGAAAUCACAAAAAAAAAGAGUUCUGGAAUAUCUAUAAAAAAAAGCUUCCCGAAAAUUUUAUUGUGGAAAUCACUGUAGUUUAUGAUAUUCUACUCAUUCAUCGAGAUUCACAUUUUAGAAUUUUACAAUCCCAGUUCCUCCCUCAAACUCACUUUUGAAUAAAUAAACAUAUAAAACGAUGGCAGGUUAUUAGAAUAGAAAUAUGCAAAAUAAGACAAAAACCACGUCCAUCAAAAAAAUCCACAAUUUUUCCUAAAUAGGUCACGUUUUUUUGUGCUGAAAAAAUUAAAAAAUUUUAUCGCAUUUCAGAAUCUUCUUCACAAAAACAUGAAAUAAUUGUGGAUGAGGCAAGAGAAAAAGCGAUGAAGCCAAAUGAAGUUUCAAAAAUAGCAAUCGGUGCAAAUGACCGUCCAAAAAGUCCGUUCCGAUCCAGAAGAAUUUUGAUGGAGCGUUAUUAA
Caenorhabditis angaria is the source of this 1201-nucleotide messenger RNA. Lineage: Eukaryota; Metazoa; Nematoda; Chromadorea; Rhabditida; Rhabditidae. The record is from the annotation of a GenBank genome assembly.